AUGGCAUCAGCAGCCCGAAGUUCAGGAGGCGGCGUAAUCGUUCUCUCAUGUUCCGAUCCACGACUUAAUCCCUAUGAAAUCUUGGGACUUGACCAAAAUCUAAGUAAGCCACUUUCUGAUAUAACACUCCUGUCUGCGAGCUAAAUCAUCUUAGAGGCGACCAUGGUGAGGAACGCUGGUGGGAGAGUAUUUGAUGCUAUCAGAACCUUGGCUGUUCUUCAAACGAUUGGAGAUCCAGGGACGAUUGCGGUUAUGCAUCAUACCGGUAAAGCAUCUAAUUAUGACUCUCUACUUAACCCAGUACUAAUUUCUUACAGAUUGUGGCAUGUCCCAUUUCCAUGAUGCGGAAGUUAGGAAAGCGCUUUCUGAGUUGGCGCCGGAAGAGAAAGGUAGCAUUGAUGGAAUAAAGUUCGGGGAGAUCAAUAAUGGGUAUGCUAGUCUUUCUUUUACAUCACAAACAGAAACUGAGAGUUCGUAAUAGCAUUGAACAAAGUCUUCGCGAGGAUAUGGCUAUUCUCAAGGCUUCUCCUUUUAUCAAGAAGACUACUCAGAUCGUUGGACUGGCUUAUGAUAUCAAGACUGGUAUCCUUACCGAGAUAAUGGACAGCGCUGAGAACGAAAGCGAACUGUGA
This is a messenger RNA of Hymenoscyphus albidus, 632 nucleotides long. NCBI's taxonomy places the organism in Eukaryota, Fungi, Ascomycota, Leotiomycetes, Helotiales, Helotiaceae. The record is from the annotation of a GenBank genome assembly.